This is a messenger RNA of Octodon degus (degu), 4072 nucleotides long. RefSeq names its product WASH complex subunit 2C (gene Washc2c). Gene Ontology annotation, molecular function: phosphatidylinositol phosphate binding; retromer complex binding. The transcript is spliced from 30 exons. Gene Ontology annotation, cellular component: early endosome; WASH complex. The record is from RefSeq and is a predicted model, not a curated record. Bases 95 to 3892 code for a protein of 1265 amino acids. NCBI's taxonomy places the organism in Eukaryota, Metazoa, Chordata, Mammalia, Rodentia, Octodontidae. Gene Ontology annotation, biological process: protein localization to endosome; retrograde transport, endosome to Golgi.
CGCCCCGCGGGGGCUGCGACGGGGGCUCGGCUUCCGGGCUCGGUGGUUCCGUCCGCAGCUGGCGUCUCGCCGCGAAGCGGCUGAGCGCAGUGAAAUGAUGAACCAGGCGACCCCCGACCCCGAGCGGGCGCCGGCGUCCGAGGCCGUAUGGGAGCGGCCCUGGUCGGUGGAGGAGAUCCGCAGGAGCAGCCAGAGCUGGUCGCUGGCGGCCGACGCGGGCCUACUACAGUUUCUACAGGAAUUUUCCCAGCAGACCAUCUCUAGGACCCAUGAAAUCAAAAAACAAGUGGAUGGGCUGAUUCGGGAGACGAAAGCCACAGAUUGUCGCCUUCACAAUGUCUUCAAUGACUUCCUCAUGCUGUCUAAUACCCAGUUCAUUGAGAAUGUAAAUUUUCAGAUUAGGGAUACCAACCAGAGGUGGUUUUCUAGUCCGGACCUGUACAUCGACCGCCCCUUGCCCUACCUCAUUGGCUCCAAGCUGUUCAUGGAGCAGGAAGAUGUAGGACUUGGAGAACUCUCUAGUGAAGAAGGCUCCGUGGGCAGUGGUCGGGGCAGCAUUGUGGACAGUGAGGAAGAGAAGGAGGAAGAGGAGUCAGACGACGAAUUUGCCAAUCAGAGUGACAACGAUCAAAACAAGCACAUCACACAAAUAAGUGAUGAAGAAGAGGAUGAUGACGCUGACCUCUUCGCUGACUCUGAGAAGGAGGAAGAUAUUGAGGACAUUGAAGAAAAUACUAAGCCAAAAAGACCCACAUCAUUUGCCGAUGAGCUGGCAGCUCGGAUCAGAGGGGACUCGAGCCGGCUGGGCGAGGAGCAAGCAGGAGAUGCCAAACCUCAGAGGACAAUGAAAGAGAAGAAGGAAAGAAGAACUCCUUCAGACGAUGAAGAAGAUAGCUUAUUCGCCCCUCCCAAGCUGACAGAUGAAGACUUCUCCCCAUUCGGAUCUCGGGGUGGCCUGUUCAGUGGUGGACAGGGCCUCUUUGACGAUGAGGAUGAGGAGAGUGACCUCUUCAGGGACCCUGUUCGGGACCAGCAAAUGCCAACUCCUGUAAAUGAAGAGUCCUCCUCCUCCAAACCUGGAAAGAAAAUCCCAGCAGGAGGUGUUUCUGUAUUUCUAGUGGACACAGAUAUGCUUGGGGCACCAACCACUCCUGUGCCGAAGGAGCCCCAGAAGCCGGAGCAGCCCACUCCAGGGAAAAGCUCAUACGUCCCUGCUGCUAGUGGCCUCUUUGAUGAUGAUGACAAUGACGACUUUUUCACAGUGUCCUGCAACAAACCUUCAAAGACAGAAAAAAUCAGAUCUACUGCCAGCCUCUUUGAUGAUGAAGAAGGUGAUUUGUUCAGAGAAAAACCAGCAGCUAUGCCUGAACCAACUGUGAAACAGAAGGAUGAAAACAAAGCAAAGGCAGAGCAGACGGUAACCCUACCUUCCAGCAAAAAUCUCAAGCUCUCACCAGAAACAAAAACUCACAAAAGUUUAUUUUCGGAUGAGGAGGAUUCUGAGGAUUUGUUUUCAUCUCAAAACACGAGUAAGUCCAAAAGUGCAUCUCUUCCUCCCAGCAAGCUCGCCACACCGGUCUCCCUUUUUGAUGAUGAAGAUGAAGAGGAUAAUCUUUUUGCCAUGGCUGCUGGAAAGAAACAAAUGCCAUCUCUGCAAAGUCAGGAGAAGGCAAAGCCCUUGGAACAACCCAAAAAGAAAGCCUCUGCCUUACUCUUCAGCAGUGAUGAGGAGGACCAGUGGAGCGUUGCUGAUGCACAGACCAAGCUACCACCUGACAGCAAACCCAAAGGAGAGCUCAGCAACUCAGAGACCGCCCAGGGCCAGCAGACCACGACCAUGAAGAAGGCCAGCCUUUUUGAAGAGGAUGAUGAAGAUGAUCUGUUCGCCAUUGCCAAGGACAGCCAAAAGAAGACCCAGAGAGUGUCCCUCCUGUUUGAAGAUGACACAGACAAUGGAAGCUCUCUGUUUGGCUCUCCCCCCGCCUCUGUUCCUCCUGCAGCACCGAAAAAAGACACUGCUCGUGAAGCACUGCCUUUGCUGUUCAGCGAUGAGGAAGAGAAGGAGCUGCAGUUUGCCACAAGACCUGUGGGUCAGAAGGCUGAGAGCCCCAUUGUCCCCUCCAUGCUGCAGAGAACGGAUGGGGCUCAAGAGCUGGAGAAGGAAGGACUUUUGACUGCAUCUGCCCAGGAAGCCAUCAGGCAUUCUGAUUUGUUUUCUCCAGUGUCCCCAUUGGACAAAGGAACCAAAGGUAGAACUAAAACUGUCCUUAGCUUGUUUGAUGAGGAAGAGGAUAAAAUGGAAGAUCCAGACAGCUCCCGUGUUCCACAGAUAGAAGUGGGGAAGGGUCCUGAUCCUGAUGCCCGGCCCAAGAGCACAGGUGUCUUCCAGGAUGAAGAGCUCCUUUUCAGCCACAAGCUCCAAAAGGACAAUGACCCAGAUGUUGACCUUUUUGCUGGCACCAAAAAAAACAGGUUGGCAGAGCCCAACAUGGGGAACUUGUUUGGUGAUGAUGAAGAUGACGAUCUUUUCAGCUCUGCCAAGACCCAGCCUGCGGUACCAGAAAAAAAGAAGGUAGUAAAAAGAGACCACAUUGCCUCGUCUUCCAAGAACCAGAAGCAUCUGGAAUCCACCCAAGGUAGCAAAGAGAAAAGUGUAUGGAAACCAGAAGCAGCACAGGAUUCAUCAGGUCUCGCUCCAUUUAAAACCAAAGAACCGUCCACUCGAAUCGGGAAAAUACAAGCAAAUUUAGCAAUUAACCCUGCAGCCUUGUUGCCUGGAGGAGCUCCCCAGGUCUCGGGAGCAAAGCCUAUUUCUCCAGAAUUGGCUCUUCCUUCUGUGGACCUUGGAUGGAGCCCCAGCGUGGAUGGUCAGCCUGCUCCCUCAGACCCCGGGGAAGCCAGUGUGAGCUUUGAUCUUCCCGCACAGACUGACACCUUACACAGUGUCAACAAGAGCCGUGUCAAAGUGAGAGGGAAGCGUAGGCCACAGACCCGUGCAGCCAGGCGACUGGCUGCCCAAGAGUCCAGUGAAGCUGAGGACACAGGUGUCCCUGGAGGCCCCAUCACACAGUUGGCAGGUGGUGCUGUUAAAUCCAGUGACUGUCAGCUUCAUCACAGAGUGGCCAGCAGAGAAGUUGGGUCUGAGGAAGCUGCAGCUGCUGCCAUUCCACCCAGGGAAAGCCAUCCUGCACCUAUGAUGGACAGUAACCCCUUUGGGAUGCCCUUGGGCCAGCCUGCGGGCGAGGCUGACCUGUUUGAUUCUGAGGACAUCUUUUCCAAGGGCACAAGAUCACAGUCCACAGAGAGAACCAAAGCCAAGGUGAAGGCCACAGAGACCUCAGCCCACCCAGCUGAGGGAGGAAAAGAAAAAAGCCCCCUGUUUCCUGCCCUUGGCGAAGCUGGCAGUGAUGAUGAUCUUUUUCAGUCCGUUAAGCCAAGACCAGCAAAGAAAACAAACCUCUUCCCCCUCCUGGAUGACGAGGAUGAUCUCUUUACUGAUCAGAAAGGCAAGAAGAAUGAGCCCAAGUUCAGUGAUCAGCAGGAUGUUGUAUCAAAAGUAGAAGAUAUUUUUGAGGAUGAUAUAUUUGCUACAGAAGCAAUUAAACCCUUACAAAAAAAGAGAGAGAAGGAGAAAAACUUGGAACCCAGCUUACUUGAUGAUAACAUUGAUAUCUUUGCUGACUUAACCCUAAAACCAAAAGGAAAGUCUAAAAAGAAAGUAGAAGCUAAGUCUAUCUUCGAUGAUGAUAUGGAUGAUAUCUUCUCCUCUGGUCUCCAGACUAAGACAACCAAACCAAAAAGCCGACCUGUACAGACAGCACCUGAACCAAGACCAGAACGCAAGGUGUCCAACAUAUUUGAUGAUCCCCUGAAUGCUUUCGGAGGCCAGUAGAACCUGUGCUGUAUCUGUGUCUCACCUUCAGCUACAUCUUUGAGUUAAGAGAUACUGACAUACGUGCUUGUUGUCAAAAGACAAAUGCUAAAACAGCUAGCUCACCUUUUACGCUGUGCACUUAGUAUCAUUUUGCGCUGAUUUUAAUCAAGCUUAUACUGCAAAACAAAAAUAAAUGUU